Haliotis rufescens (red abalone) is the source of this 762-nucleotide messenger RNA. RefSeq lists its product as uncharacterized. Gene Ontology annotation, biological process: DNA recombination; DNA integration. Gene Ontology annotation, molecular function: DNA binding. The record is from RefSeq and is a predicted model, not a curated record. Lineage: Eukaryota; Metazoa; Mollusca; Gastropoda; Lepetellida; Haliotidae. The coding region runs from base 1 to 762 and encodes 253 amino acids. The transcript is spliced from 3 exons.
AUGUGGAACAAGUUCUUGAUAGAAUGGAAUGGUAUUUCCCUCUUCCACGACCUCCACAUCUCACCUACCCCAGACAUUGAGCUUUUCACUGAUGUGGCGGCUACAAUUACCAAGUUCCAAGCCCUGGCGCCACAUGCUCAACCACACCCACUCCAGUGCCCCCCCAGCUCGCAAUUGAAAAAUGUCACUGUUAAGACCUACCUAGCUGGCGUGAGGUUCUUUUACCUGCAACGUGGCAUUACCACAAUAUUCGACUAUCGUGGAUCUGGGGCGUUGAACAGACUGCAGUCCAUCAUGAGAGGUUACAAGAAGUUGCAAGCUCCUACUCCAAGAAAACAACUUCCCAUCACCUUCACAGUGUUGGCGCGAAUCGUGUGUACACUGCGUGCAGGAGUACUUGGACCGUUAAAUGACCUUGUAAUGGAAUGCAUGUGCUUAACUGCCUUCUUCGGGUUUCUCAGAUGUGGAGAAAUCACGUGUGCUGCCAGGUUUGAUCCCAGUGCUAAUAUUUGUUUGAGUGACAUCAAGUUUGACUUCGCUAAGAGAAAGUGCACUAUCCUGCUGAAAGCUUCCAAGACGGAUCCAUUUCGAGUAGGCGUCCCCAUAAUAUUGUUUUCUAAUAGUCGCUUGUGCCCGUUCUCAAGUUUGAGGAAGCUCUUCUAUACCAGAACUCUUCAGCAAGCUUCUAGUGAGGAUGCACUAUUUGUGGAUGCUCAACACACGGGCAUUGUUUCUGUCCUGGCUCAGCAGAGUGCUGACUAG